AAUAACGAAGAAAAUCUUUCUCAACUGGAGGAGUUUGAUUCCUUCAUAUCAAAUGAGUCAGAUCAUACUUAUCAUACCGAGGAAUCAAACCAUUAUGCUGAAACAUGGAUAACUAGAAAAUGUAUCAUGUCAAUGCAGGAGGUGGACGUACUCGAAGCGAAUGAAAAAGAAGAAUUGAUAUAUGAUAAUAGCAACUCUUUGCAUGACCGAUUGGCCAUUUCUUGCAUCAAUUACAAUACUGAUGUACCUGAAGUUUAUGCACUUGCACCUACCAUGUUAAUUGAUGAAGAAUAUAGAAGAAUUAAAGAGUGGCGAAUGGUAUAG
This is a messenger RNA of Mycotypha africana, 324 nucleotides long. RefSeq lists its product as uncharacterized. The record is from RefSeq and is a predicted model, not a curated record. The annotation marks the transcript as partial. Lineage: Eukaryota; Fungi; Mucoromycota; Mucoromycetes; Mucorales; Mycotyphaceae. The transcript is spliced from 2 exons.